This is a messenger RNA of Coccomyxa subellipsoidea C-169, 2601 nucleotides long. RefSeq names its product beta tubulin. Gene Ontology annotation, cellular component: cytoplasm; microtubule. NCBI's taxonomy places the organism in Eukaryota, Viridiplantae, Chlorophyta, Trebouxiophyceae, Coccomyxaceae. Gene Ontology annotation, molecular function: structural constituent of cytoskeleton; GTP binding; GTPase activity. The record is from RefSeq and is a predicted model, not a curated record. Gene Ontology annotation, biological process: mitotic cell cycle; microtubule cytoskeleton organization. The transcript has 11 exons. Bases 42 to 1367 code for a protein of 441 amino acids.
CUUCGAAGCUCUGCAAUCAGAUAAAAAUCCUCUAGCUCAAGAUGAGAGAAAUCGUUCACAUCCAAGGCGGGCAAUGUGGCAACCAGAUUGGUGCCAAGUUCUGGGAGGUCAUCUGCGACGAGCAUGGCGUGGAUCCCGUGGGUAUCUACCAGGGGGACAGCGACCUGCAGCUGGAGCGGAUGAAUGUCUACUUCAAUGAGGCCAGCGGAGGUCGCUACGUGCCUCGUGCGGUGCUCAUGGACCUGGAGCCCGGCACAAUGGACUCCGUGCGUUCCGGCCCCUUUGGACAGAUUUUCAGGCCCGACAACUUCAUCUUCGGCCAGACCGGAGCGGGAAACAACUGGGCCAAGGGCCACUACACCGAAGGUGCCGAGCUCAUCGACUCGGUGCUGGAUGUUGUGCGGAAGGAGGCAGAGAGCUGCGACUGCCUACAAGGCUUCCAGGUCUGCCACUCCUUGGGAGGUGGCACUGGGUCCGGGAUGGGAACCCUGCUCAUCAGCAAGAUCCGUGAGGAGUACCCCGACCGUAUGAUGCUGACGUUCUCGGUGGUGCCCUCCCCCAAAGUGUCCGACACGGUGGUGGAGCCCUACAACGCCACGCUGUCAGUGCACCAGCUGGUGGAGAACGCGGACGAGUGCAUGGUGCUCGACAAUGAGGCCCUGUAUGACAUCUGCUUCCGCACCCUCAAGCUCACCACCCCCACCUUCGGAGACCUCAAUCACCUCAUCUCCGCCGUCAUGUCCGGCAUCACCUGCUGCCUGCGCUUCCCAGGCCAGCUGAACGCUGACCUGCGCAAGCUGGCGGUGAACCUGAUCCCCUUCCCCCGCCUGCACUUCUUCAUGGUGGGCUUCACCCCCCUGACCUCGCGCGGCAGCCAGCAGUACCGCGCCCUCUCCGUGCCCGAGCUGACCCAGCAGAUGUGGGAUGCCAAGAACAUGAUGUGCGCCGCCGACCCCCGCCACGGCCGCUACCUCACCGCCUCCGCCCUCUUCCGCGGACGCAUGUCCUCCAAGGAGGUCGACGAGCAGAUGCUCAACGUCCAGAACAAGAACUCUUCCUACUUUGUGGAGUGGAUCCCCAACAAUGUCAAGUCCUCCAUCUGUGACAUCCCCCCCAAGGGCCUCAAGAUGGCCGCCACCUUUGUGGGCAACUCAACCGCCAUCCAGGAGAUGUUCAAGCGCGUCAGCGAGCAGUUCACUGCCAUGUUCAGGCGCAAGGCUUUCCUCCACUGGUACACAGGCGAGGGCAUGGAUGAGAUGGAGUUCACAGAGGCAGAGUCCAACAUGAAUGACUUGGUCAGCGAGUACCAGCAGUACCAAGACGCCUCAGCCGAGGAGGAGGGCGAGUUUGACGAGGAGGAGUUGUGAGCAGCCACUGCUGUCCUGUAGCCGUCACCUGCUCUGAUUCUGUUGACACUGCAGACGCCACCUUCCUUGGCGGAGUCACUUUGACUGGGGCCAAGGCCGCCCGUUCACAGCCUAUUGGCACCUGCCAAGUAUCAGGCAAACUUCUUUUUUGGGUGUCUCAUGUGGGAGCAGUUCUGUCUUCGUGGAUGUCUCCUGUUGUGAUGAUCCCGGGUCAUGGUGCUCAUCUCGGAGCGCGCUAGUCAUCAAUGGCUUGCGUGGAGCUGUGAGCACGGCUGCAAGAUGAUGCCUGGUGUUGAGCUUGUGAGCCCUGGCAGCUCAAACAGCAUCUGGGAAAUGUGUUCCCUUUCAAGUUGCAGCUACAUCAGUAUGGCAGUCUGGAAGACAGCGUCCAAAGACUGGAAAGAACUCGUCCCAACAGGAUGCGGACACAAAGGCUCUGAAUGUCUGAGAUUGGUACUUUUCUAGACCAUGCCACUAAAACGGCUUACUCUCUCUUGCUAAAUCGUUAUUGUGCUUGCUUACUUGGGCCUUCAACAAAUUACUCGACAUGCCUGAUAUUGAGACAUUGCCGAUGGUAAGGACUGGGGUGCAUAGAAUGCUGCAUUGCAGCACUGGUUGUGAAGUCCUGUGACACCUCAAGACCUGUUUAGAACCAUGACCUCAAGAUAAUUGCAAUGCAGUACUGUUCACUACUAGUUCAGGCCUGAAAACGCACGAGGGGCAGCGCUUCAAGAGAGGCCUCCAUUGCCACCCCUUACUGGAACUCGAUAACUUUCAGGGCAGGUGAUUGAGUGCUGCGCCGGUUGAUAUUUAAGUAAAUUGUAAUGAUGUCAAAAGUAUGUUCUGCACCUGUUUGCACAGUCUGCACCUUACAAUCACGGCAUGCACGUGCUCCUCCUGCACCUGCAUACCCUUCCGCAAGGUUGCAAGCAUGUUUGCAUAUCCUUGCGCACUGCGCACAAAUUGGCAAUUUGAAAACUCACGACUUCAGACCAGUAUAUAUCAUGCUAUUAUGAGCUUUGUCAACACAUCGUCUUGACAUUUACUUCCGGAGGAUCCUGCUGAAGAAUAGUCCAUGCUAGGGGGAAUACAAGACGAGCACCUUGAACUCUCCCCGUCCCUUUUAAAAAAUUCUGGAAAUGUCUAAAUCGAGUCGUUAUUUUGAGUCCCCUGACAGAUUCCGGAAGGCUGGACCUAGCUAUAGCUCUGAGAGCUCCACUGAAGAGCCUGUCCC